CAGAAUCUGUCGUGGUUCACGGUGCAAUGCAUGUGCGUUGAAGGAAAUGUCGAAGGCUGAUGGCGUGCAGCGCUUUGAGCAGUUGCCUUUGCCGCUUGGUGCUGCAGUAAGGCAUUUGAGCCGCUGUCUGAGAGAUGGUGGACAUCAUCGCAAAGCCGCUUGUAUGCCAGACGGCUGGCGGAUCUUGCGUUUGGAAGUUCCUCUGGCAAUUGCAGGUCCACAGGUGAAAGCACUGCUCGACUGGCUCACGCAUCAGCGGCUCUUCCCACGGGCUCUUUUUGCAGCUCGGGAUGGAUCACUUCUAGUGGCAGGGGCGGGCGCUGCUCACGUCCACCGCACAGGUGCCGACGGCGAGAACCUUUUGCCCCAGCUGGGCGACGCGCACGAGAGCAUCCGCUACAUGGGUGGCGCGCGCUUUCAUGGGGACGCCGGCGGCGCUGAAUGGGGGCCCUUUGGGCGAAGCUAUUGGAUGCUGCCACGUGCCGAAAUUGCGGUGCAGCCGCUGGUGAGUGCUCCCAGUGGAGGUUCGACGGAGGGAAGUGAGGCCUCGAGCACUCCUGGCACACCUGCAGCUGGGAUGCAGCAGGCGGAAGGCCGCCUGCUUCAGCGUGCCGUACUCGCUCUGCAGUUGCGCUGGCGCGAGGACGAGGAGGAGCAUAGCUACGAGGCUGAGCGAGAACGGGCCACAGAGGCCCUACGUUUACUCCGUGUGCCGCCAGCCAGUGUCCGCCAACGACGCGCUGUCGUGGCGGCCAGAAGAGACACGGUGCCGCGGGAGGAGUUCGAGGCGCGUGUGCGAGAGGCACUCGACGCCUUUGCACAGAAGUCUUUGAGCAAGGUGGUCCUCGCACGUCGGAUGCUCUUGGAGCUUCUAUGGCGUGAGGACGCGCCGGAGCUCAUGCGACAGGUGGUUGGUGCCUCCUACAAGCGGCACUACCUUUUCCUUUUAGAACCCCACGAGGGUACAGCUUUUCUUUCGCUUUCUCCAGAACGUCUAUGCAAGAUCCGUGGGCGCGAUCUUUGGACGGAGGCGGUGGCAGGCACUUGGCCCAUCACUGAGUUCGAGAAGAUUGGAGAGGCAGCUCUCUUAGCGAGUUCUGCGAAGCAUAGCAGUGAGCACCAAAUGGUUGUGGACUAUAUUUGCAGGCUCCUCUAUGAUAUCGCUAGCCAUGUGAAGGUGUGUGACACGCACAUCCUCAAGCUGAAGCACUUGGUUCACAUCAAGCAGUCGUACCAUGCCAUUGCAAAAGAGGGCACCGGCGCGGAUCCUUGGAACCUGGCGACCUUCUUCUGCGAGCACAUGUCGCCCACGCCGGCCGUGUGUGGCUUGCCGCCCCACGCCGCGCAGAAGUUCAUCGACGCGGCCGAGCCUUGGGACCGCGGCUUCUAUGCAGCUCCCUGCGGAGUGCUCUCCGCUCAGAGCUGUGAGCUCAUCGUGGCGCUCCGCUCGGCUCUGCUGACAGAGGGGCGAAGACUACAUGUCUAUGCUGGCGCAGGGGUGGUGGAAGGCUCUGAUCCCUCGGAGGAGUUUGAAGAGAUUAGUCUGAAGAUGAGACAAUUCACCGAGGCCUUCGCAGAUGCCACCCCCCGCAGCGUGCCGGAGCUCGCGCAGCUGCCGAACCUCAACACGCUUUGGGCCACGGUGAUCGUGGAGGAGUUGGUCCGGUGCAACGUGUGCAACUUCGUGAUUUGUCCUGGCUCUCGCUCCACUCCGCUGGUGGUCGCCAUGGCGCGACACGGACAGACCAGGCAUGUGGUGAACCACGACGAGCGUUCGGGUGGCUUCUAUGCCCUUGGAUGGGCGAAGGCCAUUGGUCAACCCGUGGCAGUGAUCGUCACGUCUGGUACAGCCGUUGCAAACCUGCUGCCUGCGGCAGUCGAAGCAGCUCAGGCUCAGAUCCCCUUGCUGCUGCUGACCGCCGACCGCCCUGCAGAGCUGCGAGACACGGGAGCCAACCAGACCAUCACGCAGCCGGGGAUCUUUGGGUCUUCUGCGCGUUGGGCCAAGGACUUUCCAGCACCCUCCGUGGACUUCUCCUUGAUGGCGCUUUUGGGCGACGUGGAUCUGGCCGUUGCACACUGCAGAGGACACUUGAACUUCCAUCCUGGCCCAGUCCACCUGAACUUUUGCUUCAGGGAGAACUUGGCUCCUGAUGCUGGACCCGUGCGAGGCGUUCCUGGUCGGACUUCCGAGUGGGACAAGGCCUACGUGGACUGCCCGGCCAUGCAGCGCUGGGUGGUCUCAUCGGAGCCCCGGAGUCAAUACCUAAGCCCUGAAGCACGCUUGCCACCUGGAUCGAUGAUCGAGGAGUUGGUGGCACUGGCCAAUCGCCAAGCUCGCAUCCUCGUUCUAGUUGGCACCUUGAAAACGUCGGACGAGGUCUUGUUAGCAGAGGAUAUUGCUGCCAGACUUGGUGGAGCAGUCUUUGCAGAUAUCACCUCUGGUUUGCGCCAGCGGCCACGAACCGUGCACUUCUCGGAUCAGCUCAUGAACUCUGAGCUGCUAUCUGGAGAGCUACUUCAACUUGAUGCGAUCGUCCACCUGGGUGGGCCCUUGACCUCUGCGCGGCACAACUCCGUGGCCAAGGCGGGCGCUCCGCUCUACGUGCGCGUGGCGACGGCUCCAGUGCGCAUGGACCAGGAUCAUGUGGUGACUCAUCAUUUGCCAUGCUGCUUAGCAGCUCUUUCAGAAGCUCUGGCGGAAGCUUCCUUAGAACCCAAAUCUCCCAGUUCCUUCUGGAAGAGGCUUUCAGUUGCUGCAUCUGGUAGCAUCGAUAGGUGCUUGAGUGGCAGUUUUAGCGAGCCUGUGGUGGCGCAAACGGUGUCCCGGCUACUGACGCCUAGUGGCCGACUGCUGAUCUCAAGUUCGAUGCCAAUCCGUGACCUGGACUUCUUCUCGAAGCCCUACACCGAUUUUUGGCAAGCACCAGUACAGCCGCCCAUGGCCAAUCGAGGAGCUUCAGGCAUCGAUGGAGUGAUCAGCACCGCAGCGGGCAUUUGCGCAGCGAGCAAGGUGCCCUGCACCCUGGUCAUUGGAGAUGUGGCCACGCUACAAGAUCUGAAUGCCUUUCAGCUUUUGGGGACUGAGGCUCCUGCCCUGACCGUGGUCCUCAUCAACAAUGGUGGAGGUGGCAUUUUCUCCUUCCUGCCCAUCAGCAAGCACAAGGACGUGAUGUCGCCCUUCUUCAAUGAGCCACAUGAAGUGGACUUUCAGUCCGUGUGCAAUGCCUUCAAUGUACCUCACGUGCUGUGUACGAGUCUCCAGGACUUCGAGGCGGCCUACGUCACCUCCCAGAGCCAGGGUGGAGGCAGUGUCAUCGAGGUACAACCAGCACUGGACUUUGAGGAGAAUGUUGCCCUGCACAAGUUGAUCGGAAAGGAGGUGGCCCUCACCGUGCGCAAGGAGCUGGUCUCGCAGGUGAGGCUUUCCUGGCGCUUCAGCGCUGGUGAGGAUCCGGCGCGUCCGGUGCUGGUUCUGCUGCACGGCUGGAUGGGAGAGAAGGCCGAUUGGUGGCCCGUGAGCCACAUCCUGGAGGAGCAACAUCUGGGCUUCUUGGCCAUCGACUUACCUGGUCAUGGGGAAACCCAGGUUCCUGAUGGAUCCUGGGAGGAAGCAGCCUUCUACAACAUGCCAAUGAUCGUUGAGGCCAUCAAAGAAGUCUUGGAUCACCUGCAAUUGCAGAAGGUCGUCAUGGUAGGCUAUUCGUUGGGUGGUCGUGUGGCCAUGGGUUUCGCUGACAGCCUUCCGGAGCGCUGUGCGGCCUUGGUGGUCUUGUCGGCGAACCCCGGAGUGACCACGGCCGCGGAACGGCAUCAGCGCUGGCAGCAGGAUCAGCGACAAGCCAAACAGCUCGUCGAGAAUGGCUUGGAGGCAUUUCUGGAGACUUGGUAUUCUGCUCCACUUUGGGCAGGCCUCAGGGAGCGUCGACCUGAUGUCUAUUCCCGCAUGAUUGCGAAGCGCCAGAGAAGCCAAAGGCAUUUGGCAGCGCGGGCAUUGCUGGGGCUUAGCCUGGCGCGGCAGCCCAACUUCCGCCCACGCUUGGGUCAGCGGCUUCCGUUUUGGUACGUCUACGGAGAGAUGGACACCAAAUUUGCGGAAAUUGGAAAAGACUUGGCUGCUUGCUCCUCACAGGUGAGUGCACUGCCCUGUGGCCAUGCGGUCGUUGAGGAAUGCCCCACGGAGGUGGCUUCGCUGCUGUCCAGCGUGCUGAAGCAGCUGCCAAGAGCUGCUCCAGAGGCUUUGGAGCUUGAAAUCACCGCCUCUUGGACCGAGCCGGUGCAAUUGUUGCUCAAGGCGCCCCUGCUGCUGUCUAGAGGUGACUUCAUGCCUCAUCGAUUAGGUUGCUUGCUCGUCUUGGAGGCAAAGAAUGGCGACGGCGAAAUUGCAGGCUUGGGUGAGGUGACGCCCUUGCCGCUCUUCCACAAGGAAACCUUGGAGGAGGCUGAAACUCAGCUGAAAUCCAUCUUGCAGCGCUGGGCUUCGACACACCCCAAGGUGCCCUUUGCUUUGAGCCGUUUGGACGGCCACUUGACCAGCUGGCUGAAUGACCACUGCGGAGGGAAAGCUCUUUUGCCUUCGGUCAGAGCUGGCCUUGAAAUGGCUCUCCUCCACUUGCUGCGCCGCUGUCCCGAGCGGAAGAGGCCGCGGAGAUCCGAAGUCAGCAUCAACAGCCUCGUCGCUAGAGACGAGGAUUUGGCUGCGGAAAGUGCUUUGGUCGCGAAGUUGAAAGUGGGCAAAGAUCCACAAGAGGAUGCCGAGCGCACCAAUCAGCUCGCACGGCUGUUGCAAAAGCGCCCACGAGCGAGAUUACGUUUGGAUGCCAACCGUUCAUGGACGCUGGCACAGGCCGCAACGUUCAUCAACGGCUUGGACGAAUCAGCCGUGAAGAUUACAGAAUACUUGGAGGAGCCCAUAGAGCAAAGUCCUCAAUUGCUCCAGCAGUGGGAGGAGCUUUCCACGUUGACGGAACGACGGGUGGCCUUCGCAGUGGACGAGAGCCUCACGGAGGGCCUUGUGUCCACCAAAGACAUGGAGAGCUGCAAGGCUCCUAUCAAAGCGCUGGUGCUUAAGCCAUCUCUACAAGGACUGGAGCAAGCGGCGUCGAUGGCGGCGUGGGCCGAGGAACAUGGUGCCGUGGCCGUCCUCAGUUCGGCCUUCGAGAGUGGCGUGGCGCUCUGCCACUUUGCCCUGCUGUCCGCGAUGCUGGUGCCGGCGGGGACGGAGGAGGACGUGGCUCAAGGUUUGGGCACCUUCACCCGGCUCUCCGAGGAUGUGCUGCAGCCGCCCUUUGCGGACCUCAUCAAUUCCAGCUCUGAAGGAUGGCAGGUGAGUACGUUGAGCUGCCAAGAGGCAUUGGAUCGAAGCGUCGAGGCUUUAGUGGCUGCACAAGGAUGCCGCAGCAAUGGAUGGUGCUAAGAGAGGAUGCUGAGAGUACAAGCGGAGAAAGCUUGCAGAAAUCUUUAGGCAGAGAGACACUAACUUGUGCAUAUGUGGUCUUCUUCC
Molecule: messenger RNA, 5503 nt
Organism: Durusdinium trenchii
Lineage: Eukaryota; Dinophyceae; Suessiales; Symbiodiniaceae
Source: the annotation of a GenBank genome assembly